AUGGUUCUUGGUCGUCGCUCACUCAGCUCGCUCGCGCGGCCAGUCGUUACGCGGCUCACGAGCCAUGGCGGGGUGCGCUGUCGCUCCUCCACACCGCCUUUGCUCUACACUGCCUCUGCAGCAUCGCCGCUGACGCUCCGCCGCAGUGGCUUCGAGCUUCGCCACUGGCCGUCAGCCGUGGUCGACUUUUACAACGACGACCUGAUCCGAUCGCAGUACUACCCGGAGACGGCAGAGCUGGUCCGAGCGGCCUGUGGCGCGGAGGACGUGUUUGUCUUUCAGCACAUGCGCCGCGACUCGAGCGCGCUUAACAAGGAGAGUGGCGAGGAGUGGUCUUACGAGAGCGGCGGCGCGCGCAACGCCGCCGAGGCAAAGGCGCACGGUGCGGUGCAGCGCGUGCACGCCGACUACACACCAGAGAACGGUCCUCGCAAGCUCCGUGAGCUGGCGGAGGCGGGCGUGGUGUCAGAGCGCGAGAUCGCGCACCGGCGCUGGUCGAUCGUCAACGUGUGGCGCUCGAUCGACGCCGAGCAGCCAGUGCGCGCGCAGCCGCUAGCCGUCCUGGACGCGUCCACGGUCGCAGCCGAGGACACGUUCACGUACGCGCUGGUGAUGGACGAGGCCGAGCCGCCCCUCGUCGGCUUCAACAACGGGGUUGGCUUCUCCGAGCGGCACGCCUGGUACUACUACCCGCACAUGCGGCACGAGGAGGCGCUGCUCUUCUACACGUACGACGGCACUGCGCCACUCGAGGGGCCGCGCCGCCGCGCAGGAGCAUCGAGUGCCGCUGCCUCGCGCUCUUCAGCUAGGCGGGCAGACGCGUGGAGCCCGUGCACGAUCGCCGGCUGUACUGUGCCGUUCCACGAGGCUGGUACGCACCGCCUCUGUAGUAGUGCUCACCACACGGCGGGCGCACGGCGGCCGCAUGCGCGCCAGUCGGGGUGUCGGGGUGUCGCCCAGUCGUCUUGUGUGACCCUUCCUCCCCCACGUGCUGAUGAGCCGGCUUGGGUGGCCGGUGAGGCGUGCGUGGCCACGGUGAGAGCGUGAGAGGCGGCGUGCGGGUCCACAGUAGAAGGCAGGCCCCGUUUUCGAGCCGAUGUACUCUUACUAUACAUGUUCUGGUCA
Molecule: messenger RNA, 1125 nt
Organism: Emiliania huxleyi CCMP1516
Lineage: Eukaryota; Haptophyta; Isochrysidales; Noelaerhabdaceae
Exons: 8
Coding region: 1-1047 (348 amino acids)
Molecular function (GO): oxidoreductase activity
Source: RefSeq, a predicted model, not a curated record